Molecule: messenger RNA, 914 nt
Organism: Glycine soja
Lineage: Eukaryota; Viridiplantae; Streptophyta; Magnoliopsida; Fabales; Fabaceae
Product: dynein light chain 2, cytoplasmic-like
Exons: 3
Coding region: 256-612 (118 amino acids)
Biological process (GO): microtubule-based process
Cellular component (GO): dynein complex
Molecular function (GO): dynein light intermediate chain binding; dynein intermediate chain binding
Source: RefSeq, a predicted model, not a curated record
AAAAAAUAGUGGGCCUCUUGCCAAACUCGGAAGCAAGUAUUCCCUGGAGUGUGUGGUGUGGUGUUGCUGUUGCAAAUUGCAACACUCAGUCAGCACUGCACCACUUUUGUUUCUGCAUUUCAUUUCCCAGCUUAGCUACAACUACAAACCCACGUCGCUUUCAUAAAACCACACCCACCUGCCACCAUCACUUUCCCCAAAACGCAACAUCAUCAAAACUUAAACUCAGAGAAUCAGAGAGAGAGAGAGAGAGAAAUGAGUGAAGAAGCCAAAAAGAACUUCGCCGGAGCUCUAACGGCGAGGCCCAACUCCGAUGAGCCGAAACCGGCACCGGUGCCAGCUGUUCCCCCGAAGAAGGUCAUCAUCAAGAGCGCUGAUAUGAUCCCCGACAUGCAGAAGGAGGCCGUUGAUAUCGCCGUCGCCGCGUUUGAGAAGUACAAUGUGGAGAAAGACGUUGCGGAGCAGAUAAAGAAGGAGUUCGAUAAGAGGCAUGGCCCCACGUGGCAUUGUAUCGUUGGACGUAAUUUUGGCUCAUAUGUGACUCAUGAAACAAACCACUUUGUUUAUUUCUACUUGGAUCAGAAAGCGGUUUUACUCUUUAAAUCUGGCUAGCCUUAUUGUGGUAGCAAAGAAGUUGAGAUCUAUGGGAAUUGUCUUGUGAUUAUGCUGCUGUAUGCAGUCCCCCAUGUAUUAAUUCCACUGACACUCAAAAUCUUUGCAAGACAUUCUUGUGAUCUUGUCCUUGUAUAUUGGAUGAUAUGUAAACUAGUUAUCGGUUUGGAUAUGAAUCUAAGGAUUACCUUAGAAGAGUUUUCUAAAAAGGAAAUAUUAUAUCUUAAAAAAAAGCUUGCUGAAGCAUGCACUGAAAUUCUUAAGGGCUGUUAGCUUGUGAAAAAAUUCUUAUUUUCAUUGUC